GAGAGAGAGAGAGAGAGAGAGAGAGAUCUCAAGAAAUCGAAAGGCAGAAGAAGAAGAAGAAUUCUUUGUUUGGGAUUUCAGAAAUGGCUUCAAGACCAGUUGUUCCACAACAAAUCAGAGGUGAGGCGGUGGUAGGCGGAGGGAAGCAGGCGAAGGGCGGGGCAGCGAACCGCCGAGCAUUGGGCGAUAUCGGAAACCUGGUAACUGUUCGAGGAAUUGAUGCAAAGGUGAAUCGCCCAAUUACAAGGAGCUUCUGUGCUCAGUUGCUUGCCAAUGCCCAAGCGGCUGCAAAAGCAGAAAACAACAAGAAGCAAGUGCCUGUGACUGUAGAUGGGGCCGCUCCCAUACUUGAUGCUGGUGUUGCAGCAGCUAACAAGAAAGUAGCUCUACCCAAGCAAGCACAGAAGAAGGCAGUAGUUGUUAAACCGAAACCCGAAGUAAUCGAGAUAAGCCCAGAUAGCGUGAAGGAGGAUCGGGGCAAGGAAGAAAAAUGUGGAAACAAGAAAAAGGACGGAGAAGGAGCCUCAAAGAAAAAUACUCAGACUCUCACUUCAGUCCUAACUGCUAGAAGCAAGGCUGCUUGUGGCAUAGCCAAGAAACCAAAAGAGCAGAUUCUUGAUAUUGAUGCUGCAGAUGUUGGUAAUGAGUUGGCUGCAGCUGAAUAUGUUGAGGACAUUUACAAGUUCUAUAAGGAAGUUGAGAAUGAGAAUAGGCCUCAUGAUUAUAUGGAUUCACAACCUGAUAUAAAUAGUUCAAUGAGGGCUAUUUUGGUUGAUUGGUUGGUUGAUGUGCACAACAAGUUCGAGCUUUCACCUGAGACUUUCUACCUCACUAUUAACAUAAUCGACCGAUUCCUUGCGGCAAAGCUCGUUGCAAGGGGGGAAUUGCAGUUGGUGGGUAUUGGUGCCAUGCUCAUCGCCUCCAAAUACGAAGAAAUCUGGGCGCCAGAGGUAAAUGACUUUGUGUGCCUUUCGGAUAGAGCUUACACUCAUAAACAGAUCCUAGUGAUGGAGAAAAAGAUACUUGGCAAGUUGGAAUGGACCUUUACUGUCCCUACACCAUACGUUUUUCUGGCUCGAUUCAUCAAGGCGUCGAAAGACUCCGAUCAUGAGAUGGAAAAUCUGGUGUAUUUUCUGGCCGAACUUGGCAUAAUGCAUUACAACACCGGAAUAACGUACUGCCCGUCCAUGAUUGCCGCCUCGGCAGUCUACGCCGCCCGGUGCACGCUGAAGAAAACCCCGGCUUGGGAUGGAACCCUCAAACUACACACUGGUUUCUCAGAGCCUCAGAUAAUUGAUUGUGCCAAGCUUUUGGUGGGCUACCAUGGAGUAGCAGGCAAGAGCAAGCUUCAAGUUAUAUAUCGAAAGUACUCGAGCUCCGAGCGGGGAGCGGUGGCGUUGCUUCAACCAGCAAAAGAUCUGUUGGCUGUUAAUGGUUCUUCUUUCCAGUGAAGCAUUUGCUCGAUGAACACUGAAUGACUGGAUUAAAUUUGUUGAUGAUUUUUUAGGGUUGGGGGUUGGCUUUUUGUUCCCUGAAAAGCAGGUUAGAAUAGGAUAAUCAUAUUUUGUUGUAAUCAACAAUUAAAAUACAAAUGCAUUGCUUUUUUUUUUUCAA
Messenger RNA from Momordica charantia (bitter melon), 1614 nucleotides. Its product is annotated as G2/mitotic-specific cyclin S13-7. Gene Ontology annotation, biological process: mitotic cell cycle phase transition. The record is from RefSeq and is a predicted model, not a curated record. Gene Ontology annotation, molecular function: cyclin-dependent protein serine/threonine kinase regulator activity. NCBI's taxonomy places the organism in Eukaryota, Viridiplantae, Streptophyta, Magnoliopsida, Cucurbitales, Cucurbitaceae.